Molecule: messenger RNA, 10650 nt
Organism: Pelobates fuscus (common spadefoot toad)
Lineage: Eukaryota; Metazoa; Chordata; Amphibia; Anura; Pelobatidae
Gene: CUX2
Product: cut like homeobox 2
Exons: 22
Coding region: 409-4935 (1508 amino acids)
Biological process (GO): regulation of transcription by RNA polymerase II
Cellular component (GO): nucleus
Molecular function (GO): RNA polymerase II transcription regulatory region sequence-specific DNA binding; DNA-binding transcription factor activity, RNA polymerase II-specific
Source: RefSeq, a predicted model, not a curated record
ACUGCACAGGCUGUUUGCAGUCUAUAACACCAGACAGCCAGGGGAGGGAGGGGAGACUAUUUUUAUUAUCACACAGCAUCUCAAGCCACACAUGUUAAUUGAAUUGCUCGCCCCCUCCCCUUCUCCCAGGGUUUAUCGAUCGCCACGUGACGUCACUAUCGAUAAGUUUUGCGGAGAAAAAAAAUAAAAAAGAAUCAAGUUGGUGCAAAUCAGUCCCGGGGUGACCCGGAGACUGGAGGAAAUCCUGCUGUACUUUGGGGGAUUACAAGCCAUGCCGUCUCCUGACUGGGUGGGUUUGAAUCGGUGAAAAGGGGGAUUAGGAGGAGAGGCUGGUCCAGCCCGGAGACUGAGCCCAGCCUGUGUGAGACACACACACACACUCACAAUAUCUCUUCAAUAUCCCCCAAGAUGGCCGCCAAUGUGGGAUCAAUGGUUCAAUAUUGGAAGAGAUUUGAUCUGCGGCGUCUGCAGAAAGAACUCAACUCGCUGGCGUCUGAACUGGCUGCGCGGCAGGAAGAGAGCGAGCAUUCUCACAAGAGGCUUAUUGAAAUCAGCCGGGAGUUUAAGAAAAAUGUCCCAGAGGAAAUCAGGGAAAUUGUAGCUCCGGUUCUAAAGAGCUUCCAAGCCGAGGUGGUUGCACUAAGCAAGAGGAGCAAGGAAGCAGAAGCUGCCUUUUUGAGUGUAUACAAGCAAUUAAUUGAAGCACCGGACCCUGCCCCUCUAUUGGAAGCUGCCCGUGGAUUAGAAGACCGAUUGCAGCAACUUCAAUGUGUGGAUCCUGAGAACAAGGCUUUGAAAGAAAUCAACCGGCACUGGAAAAAAUAUUCAGAUUUCCUCUCCAUUACUAGAGAGAGGAAAGAGGGCACCACACCAGCUGGGAACCCACUGCAGAGGGAGGAAGCCUGGCACAGCACCAUCAACAGCAAACUCUUUACUACAGACUCCUUCCAGCAGAGAAACGAGGCAGAGAACGAAAAGGGUUUACAAGAGGCGCAGAUCACAUUGGCUGUCAGACUCGGUGAAGCUGAAGAGAAGAUAAAGGUUCUCCACUCAGCUUUAAAGACGACACAGAGGGAGCUGUUGGACCUGCGGUGUCAAUAUGAUAAGGAAACGGCAUCGAAGGCAGAUGAAGUGGACAUGAUAAUGACCAAUCUCGAAAAAGCCAACCGGAGAGCUGAAGCUGCUCAGAGGGAGGUUGAGAGUCUCAGGGAGCAAUUAUCAUCAGUUAAUAAUUCCAUUAGACUGACCUGUUGUUCUCCACAAGGAUCCACUGGGGACAAGACAGGCUUUUCCUUGUGUUCUGGGCCUCAUUUAGAAGCAACGUUGGCAGUCAAGGACAGAGAAAUUCUCAGACUCCUGAAAGAUAUUCAGCAUCUCCAAAACUCCAUACAGGAGCUGGAAGAGUCCUCUGCCAAUCAGAUCGCUGAGCUGGAACAGCAACUUGUCAUCAAAACAGAAGCCAUUCAGAAGCUGGAGGAGAAGUUGCAAAGCCAGUCGGAUUAUGAAGAAAUUAAAACUGAACUGAGCAUCUUGAAAGCUAUGAAGUCUGUGUCCGCAAACUGCGAGCUUGCCCAGGAAACUUCCAAAACAGAAGAUAAAUCAUUGAUCACAAAAGAAGCCUUCUAUUCGUCUCAGAACUAUCUGUUAGAAAAACAAAGCAUCUUACCCAGCAGUGAGGAGGAUCAUUCCGAGGAUGACACCAUGAAAGAACCUUUCGGAGAGGACAGGCCAUAUUCAGCGUCUCCUCAGACAUCUGUCCAUGCUGUAGAGAAAGCUUCCACACCAGGUUCUGUUCAAGCUCUUUUAGCAGCAUCUCCUAGACAGGGAGCACAAAAGCCUUUACAGAUCUUGAACUGCCCCACCACAAGUGACCAUGCAGCAGGAGAAACACUGAACAAGAAACAUAUGGUUCCACUUGUGCCCAAGACUGAAUCAAAAACAUCCCUCUCAUUUCCGUCUUCAUUUUAUACGGUCAAGACCAACUCUCUGCUCAACAACCACCAUCAAAGCAUUGGUGUACAUGAUUCCAGUCCACUCAGUGAUCAGUCAGAAGGGAGCAAUUCUAGCUCACUGGAUGAAGAACAUCUAGACACAUCUGAAAUUGCUUUCCAAGUUAAGGAGCAGCUGCUGAAACACAACAUUGGACAGCGUGUGUUUGGACAUUAUGUCCUGGGUCUUUCUCAGGGUUCAGUGAGUGAAAUCUUGGCCCGACCCAAACCUUGGAGAAAACUGACAGUAAAAGGAAAAGAGCCCUUUGUGAAGAUGAAACAGUUUAUUUCUGAUGAGCAGAAUGUCCUUGCUUUGAGAACGAUUCAGGUGCGACAAAGAGGAAGCAUUACACCACGAAUUAGAACCCCAGAAACAGGUUCUGAUGAUGCCAUCAAAAGUAUCCUGGAACAAGCGAAAAAAGAGAUACAGUCUCAGAAAGGGGGUGAAACAAAAGGUAGCAAUGCCCCUUUAUCGUCAUCUUCCAGCACAAGCAAUGGUUCUGAGGAUGCAAUUAAGAAUAUUUUGGAGCAGGCAAGGCGGGAAAUGCAAGCUCAGCAGCAAGCUCUGCAGGAAAUAGAGACUGGGAGUAGCCAUAGAUCGGUCCCCACACCCCCAGCUGAACGUUCUGUCCUCACUCCAUCCACUCACAACACAACUCACAUGUACAUUAAACAAGAAGACAAUGGCUUUUUAAUGAGCACAAGCACCAGCUCUACACAGACUCCUCUGAGUGUGCUAUCACCUGCAGCUUUCGUACAGAGCAUUAUACGGAAAGUAAAGUCAGAAAUUGGAGAUGCUGGGUCGUACUUUGACCAACACUGGGCUGCAGACAGAAACCUCCUAGGCCGUCCAUUCACCUCCAUCUCACCAUCAUUGUCAUCCUCAUCUUCAAGUUACUCCAGCACAGUUAAUGGUAGACUAUGGAAAAGAGCAGAAAAUGGCGAGUCUACCCCCAAUGAGGAAGAUAUAAGGACUGGAGAAGAAGCACACAAAGCAGUAGAGAUUAAGACAGAAGCUGGUAGUCUCGAUCAGCCAAACAUUGGUCAUCUUUCUUACUAUCCUGCUUACGUCCCGAGAAAUCUGAAGCCCACUGUGCCCCCUUUGACUCCAGAGCAGUAUGAGAUGUACAUGUACAGAGAAGUAGACACAUUGGAUCUCACCAGACAAGUCAAAGAAAAAUUGGCAAAGAAUGGGAUCUGCCAGAGAAUCUUUGGAGAAAAGGUGCUUGGAUUGUCGCAAGGCAGUGUGAGCGACAUGCUGUCCAGACCUAAACCUUGGAGUAAGCUGACCCAGAAGGGCCGUGAGCCAUUCAUUCGUAUGCAACUAUGGCUGACUGACCAGCUUGGCCAAGGGAUCGCACAGCAACCAACCCUGUCACAAGGAACAGCAAGUCCCUCUGAGAUUCAUUCAUCUCCAUCUCCAUCGCCAAGCUCACCAGAUCAGGACAAGAGUCCCCCUGAACAGCAUAUCUUAAACUUAGAGAGCAGCAAGGAAAAUCAACAGCCAGAGAGCAGACCAGCUUCAUCUCUAAGUAGGAGAGCCUUCUCCCAUCAACAUACAGCAGCAGGAUUUCAGGAAAUUGUGGCUAUGUCUCCAGUACUAGACACGUACUCAAUUACCAAGAGGGUGAAAGAUGUGUUAACGGACAACAAUUUAGGCCAGCGGUUAUUUGGAGAAAGCAUUUUGGGUCUUACUCAGGGUUCUGUGUCGGACCUGCUUUCUAGGCCCAAACCAUGGCUCAAGCUCAGCCUGAAGGGAAGGGAGCCCUUUGUACGCAUGCAGUUGUGGCUAAGCGAUCCACAUAACAUUGAAAAACUCAGAGAUAUGAAGAAAAUCGAAAAGAAAGCUUAUCUGAAGCGACGUUACGGACUAGUAAGUGGCGGUUCAGACAGCGAGUCUUCCAUUGCUAGGACGGAUUGCGCAAGUCCAAGCCUCCACUCACAGGAAUACACCCUUCUGCAGAUGAAAAAGCCCAGAGUGGUGCUUGGAUUGGAAGAAAAAGAAGCCCUUAAAAAGGCCUAUCUCCUAGAGCCAUACCCAUCACAGCAGACUAUCGAACUUCUGUCCUUCCAGCUGAACCUUAAAACCAACACUGUUAUAAACUGGUUUCAUAAUUACAGAUCGCGCAUGAGAAGGGAGAUCCUCAUGGAAGGUCAGCAGGACAAUGACACCGAUCAGGAGCCAAACAGCUGUGACAGCUUCACAUCUGCCUUGCAUAGAGACCCCGCUCCACUCAGCCCAAGCUCGGAAGGAGGAGACCGAAACACAUCAAUCCAUGACACGAAACACCUGCAGCAGAAUAACUGCUACCAUGUGGGGGAAAGAAUAGAAAAGAAAAUUAAAAAAGAGAAGACAGAAGAGGAGGAGGAAGACUAUACCGACCGAUGUGAUUCUUGCAAUUCACAACCAGCAUCAGGAACAUGCUGUGAAUCUGAGCCACUCAAAGUUUUUCGAGAAGAGCAAAGUAUUCCUUCUCACUGUGACAGCUCCCUGAGGAAGCAUUAUAUUAGAAAAAGUGUCUCCUUGUAUGAUAACUCUUUCCAGGCUGGAGCUCAUGACAGCACCUCUCUUCUUUCUCACCAAGAGAACACUACCACGGAACGAUCACAAGGUGACCCUAUUAGUUUUAAAUCUACAGUUGAAUCUUCCCGCUGUAGCCUAGAAGUGUCUCUUAACUCCCCAUCAGCUGCUUCCUCUCCUGGUCUUAUGAUGUCCGUGUCUCCUGUACCUUCUUGUUCGGCUCCCAUUUCUCCAUCCUUGCCCAGCACUGUGUCAGGUAAGCUUCAUAGUUCCAGUCCUACCAGUGACGUUGGUCCACUGAAUCCUUCUACAAAACACAGUCCCACCAAUCAGAGACGAAAUGAGAAGAUGGCCAACCUAAAUAACAUUAUACACAGGCUUGAGAGGGCUGCAAAUAAAGAAGAGACACUGGAAUGGGAAUUUUGAAAAAACGUACUUCCUGGACAAAAAGCAAAAACCGUUUGUAUCAGUCUCUGUAAAACCUUGUUAAGUAACAGAGAGAUUACAGAGAACUUCUAUGUGAUAUUUUUUAAAUUUUUUCCAGUUCUCUUUUUUGUGAAGUAGGACAAAAACAACGAACAAAGAACUUCACAAUCACUUGGACUGAAGAAAAAAAACAGGUUUUCAUUUUGAAAAACUCUUUUAGAAAAAAAAGUAUUUAUAAACGUUUUAGAUAUUUUAUUAAAUAAUAUUUGGAAUUUAUUAUCAGCCUGAGCUGCUUUGAUAACAUAGAUACAUAUAAUAAUCAGAGAUGUAGCAGAUGAUCAUUCAAAGUAUAAUGAAGUCCCAUAGCUUGCCACUGGAGAUUGAAAUUAAAAGACUAAUGAUUAAAGCCAUCGUGAAGCACUAGGAAACUGCUGACAUGAAGUAUAAUCUCAAGAGCUGCUUGGUUACCACGGCUGGCUAUAAGAUAGCAGAGUGAGAACUACCCUUGAAGAGGCAGAUACAUAGUCUGAAAGACUCUAAAUUUAAAAAGUAGUGAAAUGUGUCUUGAUCCAGGGGAUUGUUCUAACACAUUAUAAAUUACAGAUCUGGGCAAUGGUAUAUAUUGUAGGAAAGUAGAACAGAGUGUACAUUCUCCCUCCGAAAAGAGAGCUUCUCUGAGCUUGAGAUAGUGGUCUGUAUAUUAAACAUCCAGAAUUGGGGUCUGAUUUGAUAUAGGUUCCAUGUGCAUUAUUUGUUUUCUAAAAGGAACAUGUAGCAGGCACUGUAAGAUGAUACAUUAGGUCUUUAUAGCACUGUAUAAUGCAAUCUCAAUGCCUGGACCCUGAGCAAACACAUUGCAAUGCAUUGCUCACACUACGGCACUUAAUCGUUAAAAAAAAUUAUUGCGUGAAUGUGUGUAUUGUGGAACAGUUCUGUUUGGUUCCGUGCUUGUUUAUAUGUCUUGGAUUUUUGUGUAUGUUUGUUUUCUAUCUACCUCCCUCGUUUUUUCACUAUUUUUUUCCAUUGUUUUAGGCAUAUACAUCCAUAACAAAUACAGAAACUUUCAAACUGGUGGGAUGGUGUUGCCAAAUACAAAAGCUACAGACCUGCACUUCUAGCUGGUUUAUAUAUAGACCACCAUUAUAAUAUGGAAUGUGAAAAGGGUUGAUUUGGUAAAUCCCAUGUAUUAAAGCCUUACUCUGCAUUUAAUGCACAGGCUUGUCUUUUAGCUACAGUGCUUGUUUGCUACAUAACAAAACAGAUUCACUUUAUCUCUGUUGGAGAAAGUGCUAAACGUCAUAGAUGGUAACACCCAGCCUUAGUGCUUAAACGGCACCUAAAAUAAUAUUUGUGUAAGUACAUGGAAAUAUAUUUUUGUUCUUUUUUUAGGGUGUCUUGUUAAUGAAAUUAUUUAGGAGUGAAUUUUAGGAUUUCAUAUUGUGUGAGAGGAUCACUGCAAUUUAAAUGAUACACUAUAUAGAGGAAACGUAAAACCUACCUGGAAUAUGCUGAAAAAAAUUAUAAAGCUUUUUGGGAAACUAAUAUUGUUUACUUUGAUGUAACUCAUAAAUCCCCCCUGCCUCCACCAUCAAAAGAAAUCUUAGAUGACACACUUAAACCAUGGGUACUGUAUGAAGAAGGUCUGGAAUAGAGAUCUAGUCAAUUAAUAAAACUAUAUCCAAUAUCGUUUUGUAGCAAGAACUCGUCAUCUUUGUUAUUUCAUGACUUCAUGACUUAAAAUGAACCUGUCCUGCAAAUUUUCACCUACCUGAAAUUGCUCCCAUAUACAUUAUACACCAUAUAUAACAAAGAUACAUGGUGUAUUCAGUGUAAAUUGUAGCGAUGUAAUCCCUUUUCUUCCAUUCCAGCAACGCUCAUUUUGUCGACUAACAAUUUUAGUCGACUAACAUUUGUGAGAUUUUGUCGACUAAAAGUAGACUAAAACUAAAGCAAUUCAGACGACUAAACUACGACUAAAACUAAAAUGGCUUUUUAGUUAAAAGAUUAUGUCUAAAACUAAAUUGAAAUUUAAAGCCCAAAUUAACAAUGUACAGAGGGCUGUGGAAGGGGCAAAAGAGACAGACCAGGACUUGGGAGAGAGACACCUAGAGGGGCUGGGAUGACACAAAGAGACACAGAGGGGCUGGGGAAGGGGAAAAUAGACAGAUGGGGGUUUUAACGAAACCCAUUAGAUUUUGUGUUGUGUCGACUAAAGUCUACUGGUGACUUAGUCGACUAAAAUCUACUGGAGAUUUAUACUGGAGAUUUAUUCAACAAAAACUAGACUAAAACUAAAACAAUUCAGAUGACUAAAACACGACUAAAACUAAAAUGGCUUUUUAGUCAAAAGACUAUGACUAAACCUAAAUUAAAGUGUAACACCCACCACUGGGCCUUCCUCUACCUGUUCUCCUCCUGCCCUCCCACUGCAUGCUCUGUGGUUGCAAUGGGUGGAGAACAGAGGGACCUUUAACAGGAGGACUUUUUUGCUCUCCCGUGUCAGUCAAUGCCUUGGAACACCAAGGCAUUGACUGAAAACUGGAAGUAAAAUAAUAGGUUUCUAUCAUAAUCUAUACAUUUUCUAGCAAAACUGCUAGCACAAUGUAGAGAUAGAAUCGUAUGCUCAAUCUAAUGAGCAUAAGUUGUUUGGGGCAUUACUGGUUACUUAUAACUUUUUGUCACAUCAGAUCUCCUUCCAUGAUGUCAUGUAAGACAAACUGCCCCAUGAGAAAAUGCAUAUAAAAAAUUACAAUAUUCUGGUCAACAUAAUAACAAUUAUCUGACUUACACUAUCUGGCACCCAAAGACUGUUAUUUUGUAAAGUCUAUGUUUUAGAAUUAUUCCAACUAUAAAGAACGCUAGCCAAGCUCUCUAUUAACCUCUACUGGAUUACCAUAAUUAUCUGUCCUCUAGACUAAAUACAUAUACCAGACUGACUCUAAGGUAAUGUGUAAUUGACCACCUUUAUUGCUGUACUCUGUAAAUAAGAGUAACUCUCUAUUUUUACUGUAUCUAUAUAGUAUAGUAGUUCUUAUGUCCACUAGUACUCUUGAGGUAGAACAGGUCUUUCCAUUGUGUAUUCAGCAUUUUACCUCAUGUAAAACAAAUUUUUAAGUUAACACAUGUAUACAUCACAGAAGGAGCGUGGCAUUCCUAAUCGGUAAAUAAUAACCAAUCAUUCAUCAUCGGGUUGUCCAGCAUUUCGAGUGGGUGGAACGUGAAUCAUUAAGCAGUUCAGUGAGGAUUCCUGACCUGUUAAAAUGGUAAUGAAUCCAAUGGAUUUUCAGACCAGACGGGGACCAACAUUUUUUUAAAAAAUAGGGCGUGCACCCUGCACAUAGGCUGCUAAUUGGACAGCCCAGGUCAAACAUAUAAUUGUCCAUUAUUGUUAUGUCCGCUAAGUUUUAUUGCAGCUCAGCACUGUGAAUUGAGGACUGAAAUGCAUAUUCAAUUUUAUCCUCUUAAUUUUGUCUUUCUAAAAUAAUUAGUUUAAUAAUUAAAUAAUGCUUAACCCAACCCCUAGUAUUGUUUUGUGAUAGUGUGAUGUAUUUUGUUACUUGGCGUUUUUGACAAGGACUGUAGGCCCAGAUUCUAAAGCAAAAUAAUAGACCUGAAUGCUAGGUUAUGUUAUGUUUCGGUAAAAUCCCUCAAGUGACCAGUACAGUAAAAUAAUAACAGUGAGCUUCAUCAAGGUUUAAACAGGUGCUAUUCUCGUGCAAAGUAUCACAAGGAGAGCAGCUGUUUAAUGUGAGAGGAUUUGUAACAGUGGGGGAGAUGUAUAUAUGAUACCAUAAUUUCAAGGAUGAAGCACCCAUUUGGUCACAUUUGCAUAUUUACACUAUAUAGAGAGAGGCAUGUGAUUGGGUUUUAUAUAGGAGAACAUGAGCACAAUUGCAACAUUUUUACUUUAUCAAUAAUGCCAAAUAGAUGACACAGUAUUCUAGUGUUAAACAGUCAAUUAAAAGUGCCACCCAUUUAUAUCAGUUAGUCUAGUGAGCGUAAUAAAUGUCUUAUCUCGCCAGUUUGCUGCUCUUUCUCUAUUAAGCAGAGGAACAUUUUUUAGAAGAGGAGAAAUGGUGUCUGGUUGACAGUAACCAAAGGAAGAAAGCAUGCUAAAAUAUAACUUUUUAUUUUCACUGAAAUCCCGUUUCAUAAAUAACUAUUAAAUACAGUGUUACCAAUGGAAGACCUGUAUGUAUAAAUAAAGAUACUUCAGUAGACAAAGUGCAUACAGUGCAUUCAAGUGUUCCAGAAGAGUAAGUGAUACAAUGACAGAGUGCGCAAGUUUAAAAAAAGAUCACUCAAGCUAAUCCGUCGUCCUUAUAACUGGAUUUCAGUUUAUCUAUCAAUUUUCUUGUUUAACUGUAUUCUUAACACCCAACACUAGGGGGUUCUUAAUAUCGAUAACAAGCAAAGGGAAUUGCAAGAUGAAAAUUAAGUUUAAAUUCUUCUUUUGUAAUAAUUAAAUGCAUGCACGUUUUCAAGGUAUCUUUAUAUAUUUAGGACUAAUAGAAAUUUAUGAAAUGGGAUUUUAGUGACCUAACACACGUUAUGUAUUAACAUGUUGUCUUUGCUUUUACUGUCAGUCGGCCGCUACAAUCUUUUUCUUGUCUUCUGUAAGAACCGAGGACUGAACCACUUCUUUGUUGUGUUGGAGGAAAUGUUUUUAUUUACACCCGUAGUGCCCUGCUGAUAUUCCUAAACAAUAAUGUAUUAUUUACUUGCUGCUGGGUUUUUUUUUCUAUCUGUAAUUAUUUCACAGAUAUCUGCAGACAUAAAUUGUUUCAUUGUGAAAAUAAGUGCAUUUAACACACACUUUUAUACAUCAGCCCCAUUGUAUGUAAAGCAGUCUAAUUUUCUUUAUUACAUUCAUACACCAGAAGAUUGCACCUGCACACAUUAGACAUUAUACAAUGUCUGGUCCUUUGACCCUUGCCCAUCGGUGAUGUUUCAUCAAACACAUCAGCUAAAAUCCAGGAUUUAACGUAACCACAAAAGGGCAAUUCCUGAAUUACAGUCAAUAUUGUUUUUGUUCUUUUUUUUUAAUAGCAAAACUAAUGUCCUGAACUUAACUUCAGUCUGUUAUUUACGAACGCCACAUCAACAUCUUGCCAGAUGGCACCAAUGCAUUGCUUGGUCACAUGAUCUAAAUGCAUCCAAUUGUUAGAAAACAUUAAUAUUGUCACAUUAAAAUCACACCAAUGCUGCUCAUGUAGAAGACCAUACCUCCCCUUUAAUUGGAGAUGCUUGUCCUAGGUACCUUCUGCAGACUGUGGAACUGCACAAUGCAUGUUCCAUAUUCACCCCAAGAAGAAGGUACGGUAUGAUCACCUACAUUUUUUACAUUAUUUAAAUUGUAACAUCCAUGAUAUUUCGGGUUUGCCGUAUCAAUGAAUUUGUAUAUUUUUUAUUAAUAAAUGUAAUUGCUCUUUCAAUCAUUCCGUUAAAAAAAAAACCUGAAUUCUUAUUUAAGUGGGACCUAAACACAUUCAUUAUCUUCUGCUGUUUAGUGUGUCAGGUAAAGAUCCAUGUAACAGGAUUGAAUUAAGCACUUAGGAUAGUCUGAUUACAGGGAUCCUGUUGUACUGAACUAGUAAACAUGUAAUUAAUGUAGGCUCAUGUCCUGUAACCAAUUUGUAUAUUAAACUAAAAGAAAAGUUUUGUUUAACAAAAGAAAACUGUAAAAAGGCACUAAAUAUAGAAAUUGAUAACUUU